AUGAAAAUCAUUUCUUUUAUUCUUCUCUUCUUCUUUUUGUGUUUUGCUAAAACAUUAGAACAAAAAAAGAAAUUACAAAUUACAAAACCUGAAUUAGAACGAUUUAAAAAAUUAAUUUCAAAACGAAUAGAUAAACAACUCUCAAAAAAUCCUAUUGAAGUAAUUCAUACACAUCAUUUAGAACAUCUUAAACUUCAUUUAACAUUUUACAAAAAAGAAUUAGAGAAAUUAGUACAUUCAAAAGACCAAAUUGAUAAGAAAAGAAUUCCAAAACUAGCAGGAAAAAUUAGAAAGAUUACAAUUGAAUUAGCUAAUGAACAAAAACGAAUUAAUUUAAAUGCAAAGAAAAUGGCAAAAGAAAUGAGCAAAAGUAUUAGUAAAUAUAGAAAAAUGUAUAUUGAUGAAGCCCUUCAAAGAGCACAAGGAAAUAAAGCAGCAACAAACAUUAGAAAAACAAAAGAAACUUUUCGUGAAGAAAUUGAUAAAAUUAAUCUUGAUCUUAUCAAACAAAAAGCAUCACACCAUCCUCCAAUCAAUCAACAUGUCACUAAGAAAAAAUUAGAACAACUAAAGGUAAAAACAAAAAUCUUAAUGAAUCGAACUUUCAAAAGAU
Entamoeba dispar SAW760 is the source of this 613-nucleotide messenger RNA. RefSeq lists its product as uncharacterized. The record is from RefSeq and is a predicted model, not a curated record. The annotation marks the transcript as partial. NCBI's taxonomy places the organism in Eukaryota, Evosea, Mastigamoebida, Endamoebidae. The transcript has a single exon.